UUCUUUGAGAAAUGUUUUGACUUUAGUGCCCAUAUGUGUUAGAUAAUUCCAACUCUCUUGAAUGUUUCAAUGUUUGGUAAUCCAAGCCCACCCUAUGCUUUAGCUUUGCAAAUGGUUCCCCAAGCAACUUUAGCUCCUGUAUGCUUCAUUUCUGGCCCUGUCCACAAGAAAUUUCUGAAAAUGCCAUUUAGUUCAGUGAUUACACUCUUUGGAAGGAUGAACAUGCCUGCCCAGUAAAUGAUUGUGCUGAAAAGAACAGAUUUGAUUAGGAGAAGCCUUAAGCAUAAGAUAAAUGCCUGCAUCACCAACUGGACUUGGAUUGUUCUUUUUGUUUUUUGUUUUUUUUGUUUGUUGUUUUUCAAAGUGAUUCCAAAAGUGUAUGACCAAAUAUGAACCGCGAAAGUACAUGACCCUUUUCUUAGUUUGUCUAUACAGUGCAUUCACUUAUCAAUGGAGAUGAAGAAAGGACAACCCAUCACCCAGUCAAAGAUACUUGUGGUGGUCUUUUAAAAAUAUUCAUGCUCAAGCUUUUCUAUCCGUUUCUUUUGCCAAUUUUUUUGAACUGGCGGCUAUAAAACUGAUAGGGCGGCAAAGGAAUGCCUUCUUUCUUUUCUUGUUCCUCUAUCCUCUGUCCUUCCCAGCUUUCGGUUUAUCAAAGCUCUUUUCUUGUUAAUUCCUCCAUCCAUUGUCUUCACCAGUUUAAUUUAUUAAAACUCUCUCUCUCUCUUAAACAACGUAGUUAUUGUAGUUCCUUUUUUUUGGGUAUAAGAAGAAUCCUAAAGACUUCGUUUGGCAUUCAUAAAAAAAAGGACUUUGUUAGGCCAUGGCCAUGGCAAAGUCUAUCUUUUACAAUGUAUCAGUGCUUUUCAUGCUUUUGUGUUUUGGUGUUAUUGAAGCAGCUCCUGAAGGUGCUCUGGUCACAAACCUUCCAGGGUUCAGUGGCACUUUUCCUUCAAAGCACUACUCAGGAUUUGUCACCAUAGAUGGGAAUCCUCCAAAGAAUCUAUUCUAUUACUUUGUCGCGUCCGAAAGAAACCCAUCAAAUGAUCCUGUUGUUUUGUGGCUCAAUGGGGGACCAGGUUGCUCUAGCUUUGAUGGCUUUGUUUAUGAACAUGGACCAUUCAAUUUUGAAGCUGGAAAGUCUAAAGGAAGCCUGCCCAUUUUACAUCUGAAUCCAUAUAGCUGGUCUAAGGUUUCCAACAUGAUCUAUUUGGACUCCCCUGCUGGUGUUGGCUUAUCUUACUCUCCAAACACCACCACAUACAAAACUGGGGACAUACAAACAGCCAAAGACACACACAAUUUUCUCCUCAAGUGGUUUGAACAAUAUCCGGAGUUCCUUUCCAAUCCAUUUUACAUCUCCGGAGAGUCUUAUGCUGGAGUUUAUGUGCCAACUCUUGCUUCUAAUGUAGCAGAAGGAAUCAAAAGUGGUGUGAAGCCCCUUAUUAAUUUCAAGGGUUACAUGGUAGGAAAUGGGGUCACAGACAGAGUAUUUGAUGGCAAUGCUCUUGUCCCAUUUGCACAUGGAAUGAGCCUAAUCUCAGAUGCUAUGUUUGAGGAAGCUCAAGCGGCUUGCAAAGGUAACUACUAUGAUACCAGCAGUGAGAGAUGUUCAAAUAUUCUUCGAAAAAUCGAUGAUGUUUUGGAUGGUCUAAACAUAUACGACAUCCUUGAGCCUUGCUACCAUGGUUUACCAAGUGGAAAAGACAAUGAUGUAAAUGGAAGCGCCAACAGCUUACCAUUAAGCUUCAAGCAAUUAGGAAAUAGUAGUGAGAAGCCUUUCGGAGUGAGAAAAAGGAUGUUUGGUCGUGCAUGGCCUUUCAGAGCACCAGCAAGAGAUGGCCUAAUGAAAUUGUGGCCUCAGUUAAUGGCAGAGGUCUAUGUUCCAUGCACGGAUGAUACGAUAGCAACUGUGUGGCUGAACAAUGAUGAAGUUAGGAAAGCAAUUCAUGCAAAUCCAGAAAGUGGACCUUGGGCCUUAUGCACGUCUAACCUAAGAUACUAUCGUGAUGCUGGAAGCAUGAUUAGCUACCACAAGAACCUCACCAUUCAGGGUUAUCGUGCGCUUAUAUUCAGUGGAGAUCAUGAUAUGUGUGUGCCACACACUGGGACCGAAGCAUGGACCAGAUCACUUGGAUAUCAGAUUUUGGAUGAAUGGAGGUCUUGGGUGUCUAAUGAUCAAGUUGCUGGGUACACACAAGGAUAUGCUAACAACCUCAUCUAUCUCACCAUCAAGGGAGCAGGGCACACUGUACCUGAAUACAAGCCACGAGAGUCAUUGGACUUCUACAGCCGUUGGUUGGAAGCAAAAGCCAUAUGAUAGAUACCUGCUCAAGAUGUUAAUUAUUUUUUUUAUUUACACAAGAAAUUGAAUAAUAUAAAAAUAUUUCAAAUUCACCAGAAAAGGCAAUGAAAAAAAAAAAAAAAAAAAAAAAACCAUCAUGCUCUUUGUUUCAUGUGCACCUCUCUUUGAAGAGCUGAUCCUCACUUGGUACUAGAACAACUUGCAAGAAAAAAAAUAAAGUAAAAAAAAGUGGUAUUCCAAAGUGUGUUUACAUACAUAUAUAUAUAUAUAUAUAUAUAUGUGUGUGUGUGUGUGUGUAAGUUGUUUUCAACUCAUGGGCACACCACAAUCCAAAAGAAAGUGAUAAUUUUUUUAUUAGAGGUCUCAAUGCAUCCAAAUUUGAGAUUUCACAGGUCACUGCCAUUUCUUAUAACUCCAAUUUAGCUGUCUAUUUAUAUUUUUGU
Molecule: messenger RNA, 2748 nt
Organism: Cornus florida
Lineage: Eukaryota; Viridiplantae; Streptophyta; Magnoliopsida; Cornales; Cornaceae
Product: serine carboxypeptidase-like 20
Exons: 14
Coding region: 824-2320 (498 amino acids)
Biological process (GO): secondary metabolic process; proteolysis
Molecular function (GO): serine-type carboxypeptidase activity; acyltransferase activity, transferring groups other than amino-acyl groups
Source: RefSeq, a predicted model, not a curated record